Drosophila kikkawai is the source of this 2244-nucleotide messenger RNA. Lineage: Eukaryota; Metazoa; Arthropoda; Insecta; Diptera; Drosophilidae. The record is from RefSeq and is a predicted model, not a curated record.
UUUGGUGUUUUUUUACUUUCCAGAAGCGGGCACACUAUUGUGCAGUAAACAAAAUAAAACAAAUAAUUUUGGCGGAUGGAAAGAAACACAAUACCGACAAAAUGGACGUCGACAUUUGUCGAGUUUGUGGGGAAACCUCAAAGGACAUGGUCAAUAUAUUCGAUGGCACCGCCAGACCAGAAAUACGGAUUUCCAUAGCGGAUAUGAUUUCCCUGUGUACCGGACAUCGAAUUUCUAAAGGGGAUCCUUUUUCCAAAACCAUAUGCGCUCCUUGCAAGCGGGAUGCAACUAAUGCUUUUGAGAUAAAACAACUUUACGAGACGAGCCACAGCGUUUUCUGCCAGAUAAUCAAGAAAGAUGACCUACAGGAGGAAGAAAUGCUCGAUAUAUCUUACUCUAAAAUCGGAAGGUUACGAAUAAAGCACGAGCCAGUUGAAGAAGAUAUAUUCGAGGACGUUCGCCUCCAAUUUACCGAGUUUGAAGUCGAUGAGGAAUUCAAGGAAAAUGCAGAAGAUCAGGAGAAAUCGGCGAAAACUUCACACAUUUGUUCCUAUUGCAAAAGGUCAUUUUCCCAAAAAUGCAAUCUUCAGGCACACAUUCGAACCCACACAGGAGAACGGCCCUUCAAGUGUCCUCACUGCGAGAAAUCUUGUGCAAAAAAGGGCAAUCUUCAGAAACAUAUUGCGACCCACAAAGCAGAACGUCCUUACCAUUGUUCCGUCUGUCUGAAGACCUUUAAAACAGCCAAAUAUCUGCAGUCGAAGUCACACCUUGACACCCACAAAACACUAAAAAAACGACCUUACAAAUGUUCCCAUUGCCAGAGGACUUUUGCAACAAAUAACCCACUUCAGGACCAUAUCCGAAAGAUACACAACGGAGAUUGGCCCUACAAGUGCUCAGAUUGCGAAAAAUCUUUUCGUCUAAAAAGAGAUCUUAAGGAACAUAAGCAGACCCAUGAUCAAAAAGAAGAUGAGCUCUAAUUGGAGGCUCUAGAAUGGAGCCUCAACACUUAUACCUAAGUCAUGAUAUUGCAGGCGAUUUUUAUAGUUAACAAUUACUCCUUUAUUUAUAUUUUAGAUAUCUUAAGAAUAUUGCAAAUUAAUACAACUAAAAAACUUAAUAAAUAAAUAAGGAAAUAUGGCACAGCAAACCGAGAAAUCUUUAUUUGAAAAGAAAAUCAAAUUUAUUUUAUAUAUUUAGUAUUUACAUUUACGAGGAUGCUGUAGAUUCACCAAAUUCUUAGUCACUUUUCCUAAAAAAGAUGCUCAUCAUUUGCCUCCUCCUCUUGGCAGCCAACUUCCUUUUCGCAGGAGUCCUGCCGGCAUCUGAAAAUCACAUUAUUGGCGGAAGACGCAUUGAAAUAAAAGAGGCUCCCUGGCAGGUAUCCUUGCGCCUAGAUGGAAACCAUAUUUGCAGUGGCUCCAUUUACAGCAAGAGAAUCAUCAUCACCGCUGCCCAUUGUCUUAAUUUUGGCAACGGUACAGAAUAUCGCAUCGAUCAUUUGUCGGUUGGUGUCGGAUCCACAGCCAGAUCCAACGGAACAGUUUUUAAAGUCCAAGCGAAAAUGUCUCAUCCAAAGUUUGAAAAUGGAUCGCCUCCCAAUGAUAUUGCCCUGCUCCGAUUGGAAAAACCUCUCAUGAUGAGCGACUCGGUGCAACCCAUCCCCUUGGUCAAGAAGGUGCCUGCCGCUGGAAGCAUUGCCACAGCCACUGGCUGGGGGGUUGCCGGUUUCCACACGGACAUGUCCUUCAUAGUUCCUGAAUAUUUGCAGGGCAUAAGUCUCGAAGUGUUGUCCCUGGAGUACUGUGAGAAUUACUACGAGGAUCCUGUGGCAAAGAGUAGCAUUUGCGCCAAGCCCGGGAUAUGCGACGGCGACUCUGGCGGACCCUUGGUCGUUGACCUAGAACUGGCGGGUGUUGUCGCAGCCAGUAGUGAUUAUUGCGAUGGUCCUUCGAUCUCCUCCAGCGUGUUUUACCUCAAAGAUUGGAUUCUAGAAGCUGUAAAUGCUUUGGAUCAAUAGGGUUUAUUCUUAAACAGUGCUGUCUCCUGAGCCACUGGCCAAGAGAUCCCGGCUAGGAUUCCAGGUGCAGGCAAACACAUCGCAUUCAUGGCCUCGGAACACACGAGCCUCGAGGAUCUCCAUGACCACAAGGUCGCUCAGAAUACUAUCUCUUUAACUAAAAAACUACUAAAUCUAUAUACUAAAUUACUAAUUUUGUUUUUAAUAAAACAGUUAUCGAU